Callorhinus ursinus (northern fur seal) is the source of this 2701-nucleotide messenger RNA. RefSeq names its product TIR domain containing adaptor molecule 1 (gene TICAM1). Gene Ontology annotation, biological process: positive regulation of type I interferon production; TRIF-dependent toll-like receptor signaling pathway; positive regulation of canonical NF-kappaB signal transduction. NCBI's taxonomy places the organism in Eukaryota, Metazoa, Chordata, Mammalia, Carnivora, Otariidae. The record is from RefSeq and is a predicted model, not a curated record. Gene Ontology annotation, cellular component: endosome. Gene Ontology annotation, molecular function: signaling adaptor activity.
CCGCGCGCCCUCAAUGCCCCGCCACCCGCGGGCACCGCCGCCAGGCCUCCCGGCCUCCAGCCCCCGCGCCGACGAUCGAUGGAGCGGGACCCCGGGUCUACUGCAGUGUCCCCCAUGAGACUCGGAAUGGUGAGCACGUAGGUGAGCAUGCAGGAAGGCAGGUGGUGUGGAACAUGCCUCCACCACCCAGUGCUUCUGCUGCCCACGGCCGCACUCACCUAUGCCCAUGGCCUGCACGGGCCUGUCGCUCUCCAGCGCCUUUGACAUUCUAGGUGCCGCAGGCGAGGAAAAGCUCUUGCAUCUUAAGCACAAGCUGAAGACCCUGCGCCCAGGCUGCCGGGGGGCGGACCUCCUGCAUGCCAUGGUGCUCCUGAAGUUGGGCCAGGAGACCGAGGCCAGGAUCUCCCUGGAAGCGCUGAAGGCGGAUGCGGUGGCCCGGCUUGUGGCCCGCCAGUGGGCCGGCAUGGACAGUGCCGAGGCCCCAGAGGAGCCCCCAGACUUGUCCUGGGCAGUUGCCCGGGUAUUCCACCUGCUCGCUGAGGAGAAGCUGUGCCCGGUCACUAUGCGGGACAUGGCCUACCAGGCUGCCCUCCAUACGUUCAGCUCCAGGGAUGACCACCGGCUCACAGAGCUCCAGGGAGAGGCCCAGGACCGCUGUGGGUGGGGUACCGUCAGGGACCCAGGGAGCUUCCAGCCCCUUCACUCUGAUCCGGGCUGCCUGCCACCAUCCUCAGUGUCACCCUCAGGCACUCACGGCCUUCCCCAGCCCAUCAGGCACCUUCUGGACUGGAGCAGAGGGUGUUCCCUGAGAUCCACCGGCAGCCCCGCCUCCCUGGCCAGCAAUCUGGAAAUCAGCCAGUCGCCCACCAUGCCCUUUCUCAGCCAUCACUGCAGCUGCCACGGGCCCAGCAAGCUGUGUGACGAGCCCCAGGCCAGCCCGGUGCCUGAGCCUGCCCCCACGGGCUGCCAGGAGCCUGAGGAGGUGAGCUGGCCACCUUCGGAAGCGACUGUCAGCCCCCCAUCGAUGGAGACUGCCAGCCCCCCACUGGGGGAGACUGUCAGCCCCUCAUCAGGAGAGGUGGCUAGCCCCUCAUCCGGGGAGAGUGCCAGCCCCCCAUCGGGGGAGGCUGCCCGUCCCCCACCGGGGGAGACUGCCAGCCCCUCAUCGGGGGAGACUGCCAGCUCCCGGACGCUACCAAACAGCUCAGCCCCUAGGCUUACUGAGCUGGUCCCAGAUGCAAGCCCUGGCCAGCCCGACCCCCCCAAAGCUCUGGAAAUCAGCACCCACUACCCGGUGGAGUGCACAGAAGUGUUGGCAGCCCCCAAAUCUCUCUCCUUGCCCUCCAGAAACACUUGCCCUGACAAGGACCAGCCCCCACUCCCACUUCCUGGAGAAGAUAUCACUUCCCAGGUGGCCAGCCCAUGCCCACCUGCGCCCUCAGCCCUGAGGACGUCCCCUCCCUGCCCUGCAUCAUCGACCCCUUCUUCCACUGGCCUGGCCUCCUCCAGCCCAUGCCCCCCUUCUCCCGAGUUGGAGUCAGAGCAGAAAUUCUAUAACUUUGUGAUCCUGCACGUUGCGGCGGAUGAACACAUUGCCCUGCGGGUCCGGGAGAAGCUCGAGGCCCUGGGGGUCCCUGAUGGGGCCACCUUCUGUGAGGAUUUCCAGGUGCCCGGGCGGGGCGAGCUGCGCUGCCUACAAGACGCCAUCGAACACUCGGCCUUCACCAUCCUGCUGCUCACCCCCAACUUCGACUGCCACCUGGGCCAGCACCAGGCGGGCCAUUCGCUGAUGAGCAGCCUCACGCGGCCCGGGUGGCAAGACUGCGUGAUCCCCUUCCUGCCCCUGGAGAGCUCCCAGGCCCAGCUCAGCUCCCACACGUCCAGCCUGCUCAUCGGCCUGGUGUGGCUGGACGAGCACUCCCGGAUCUUCGCCAAGAGGGUGGCCAACACCUUCAAGCCGCAGACGCUACGAGCCCGCAAGGCCCACUGGAGGAAGGAACAGGACGUGCGGGCCCUGCAAGAGCAGCGCCGGCACCUGGAGGGCGAGCGGCGGCGGGUAGCGGCACUGAACGCCGCCUACUCGGCCGACGUCCAGAACUGCUUGUCCUGGCAGGCGCAGAUGGAGACACUCCGGGCGGCCUUCGGGAGCCACAUGCCAUUUGGGACUCGGGUGCCCCCCGGGGGCCCGGGGCCUCUGGGCGCCCCCCGGCCCUUUCCCUCCUGGCCGGGCCAUCAGCCGCCCCCUGAGGCUCCGUGGCUGGCCGGCUCGCCCGCGCCCGCCUUCCCGCCGCCGCCCGCCUUCCCGCAGGCCGGCCCGGCGCCCCCUCAGAGCCCCGGGCUGCAGCCCCUCAUCAUCCACCACGCCCAGAUGGUGCAGCUGGGCCUCAACAACCACAUGUGGAACCAGAGAGGGACCCAGGCGCCCGAGGACAAGACGCAAGGAGCAGAGUGACCGAGUGGCUGGGCCCGAGGACCCGGACCUUAGGGACGCCCCCCACCGCUUCCAGGGGGGGCAGAGGAGCGUGACGUCGUCGGCCGCUCUCCGGAAACGGUGCAAAAUGGGCCCCGACGACUUCCUGGCGCGCAGGGUGGCCAGACUUGGGUGUGGCAUUUACAAAUUCUCACCUGGGUGGUGGUGGGGCUAGCGGGCUGGGGGAUGUGGGUACCGUGUUUUAACUAUAAUAAAUAUUUAUUGAAUGUU